ACCACCUUCUCUAUUAACCAAAAAAGAAACACGAAGAUGAGACCCGUUAGCAGCUCUAACUUAAUGAAAACAGGAGGAAAAGCCUCAUUGUCACCACCAGCAAUGGCGCCACCACGCUCUCCAUGGCACUCUCCUGUGCCCUACCUCUUUGGAGGGCUAGCAGCGAUGCUGGGUCUCAUUGCUUUUGCUCUCUUGAUCUUAGCUUGCUCCUACUGGCGUCUGUCUGGUCGUUUGGACAACAACAGUGAAGGAGAUGCCGAAGGAGAUGUUGAAAGUGGUGAGAAAGAUCAGGGUGAUUCUAACAAGCAGGUGAAGGUUUACGAGGAGAAGAUCUUGGUGAUAAUGGCUGGUGAGGAGAAGCCCACGUUCUUGGCUACCCCUAUGUGCACUAAAGCUUCCUCUUUCGGCGAUAAAAAUGGAAAUGUUGAGGACAAGGAAGGAUCGGAGAAAGCUGAAAGUGGUGAGAAAGUGAAAGAAGAGAUUGGUGAUGAUCAUGAACAAUUGCCAACAGUAACAGAAAACUCUGAGAACCACGAGAGCCAACAAAUCCAAUAUCAAAACCAAAACCAGUGAGCACAGCUCAUAGCUCAUAGAUGCUUUCACUUUAUUUUGCUUUCCAUUUUGACCUCUCUUUGCAGAGAGUGAGAGAAUUUUCUCUGUUUUGAUUUCUUCCUUUCUUCUAUCUUUUUGGUUUGAUGUUUUUGGGGUUUUGCCUUCUCAAAUCCUGAGAAGUUAAUGUUCCAAUUCCGAUAGUCGGGAAAAUGUAAAUUUUGCUGAGAAGAUAAAUUAGACGCAGAGAGCGCUUUCUUCCCAAA
This is a messenger RNA of Theobroma umbraticum, 815 nucleotides long. It is a transcript of the gene GDU5, whose product is annotated as glutamine dumper 5. Gene Ontology annotation, biological process: regulation of amino acid export. NCBI's taxonomy places the organism in Eukaryota, Viridiplantae, Streptophyta, Magnoliopsida, Malvales, Malvaceae. The record is from RefSeq and is a predicted model, not a curated record.